This is a messenger RNA of Cinara cedri, 4311 nucleotides long. The record is from the annotation of a GenBank genome assembly. NCBI's taxonomy places the organism in Eukaryota, Metazoa, Arthropoda, Insecta, Hemiptera, Aphididae.
UUUUUUUACUGUUUGAUAAAUAUUCCAUAUCUGACAUUUGAAUGAUUCAAUUCAAAUGGUUUUUCAUUUAGACGAGUGAUUUAAAUUUCAUAUUUAUAAAAUAUUACAAAUAUCUGUGAUAUCUAAUUAAAAAAAAAUAUAUACAUAUAUAACAUAAUAAUCAACAGGCGUUCGUUUUAUUUUGUAUCUCUUUUAAUCACAAUGAAUGCAGGUAAUUAUAAUACGGACACUAUUUCAGAUUUGGACGAUUCUAUUUUAAUAGUUGAGGACCACAAAAUAAAUAAUGACGUUUUACUCAAUUGUCCUUCAUCACCAGAUGAACCAGAAUUUUUUAAACAAGUCAUACAACAGGUAUGUUAUUAUUUAUUUAUGUACAUAUAUAUAUAUAAGUAUAUAUUUAGUUACUUAUUCCUGUGUAAUUUUUCCACUUUUCGUAUGGGGUUUUAGCAAAAACGCAAAAAAGCAUUUUCUUCAGAAAUUACUGUACAUCAGGGUAAAGAUUUAUUUCCUACCCAGAAUGGUGUUCACAUUAAUGAAAAUAAGAAAAUGUGUGUUGCCAGUGAAGGUGAUCAUGAGUCAAGUACUUGCAAAUUUGUAAGUAUGUAGAAAAAAAAAUUGUAAAUAAAGCAAUAUAAUAUAACAUUUACAUUUGAGGUGAAAUUGACAAAUUGUGAAAUUGAUUGAUCUUACUUUGAAAUAAUUAUAAUAUUAUAUUCAUAGAAUAACCAGAAAAGUAUUCCAUUCUUUGACAACAAUAUACUAGAUCCAGAUGUUUAUAUUCCUGUUAUUAAUGAGCAAACUACAGAAAUCAUACCCCGAAUAGAACCAGUAAUAAUUCAUUAAAUUUUUAUAUAAAACUAUAUAGUUACAAAAUUUUAAUAUAAAUGUUUUUAGAUAACUAUGUUUUAUAUUUGUACUUUGUGUAAUUUUAAAUUAUAAACAUAUUAUAGAUAGAACCAAAAAGAAAAAAACGCUUGACAAAAGAAGAAUCUGAGGAAAAAAAAAUGGAAGAAAAGGCUAGAAAAGAUGCAAAGAAGAAAUUAACUGAAGAAUUGAAACGUUUAAAUCCAAAAGAAUGUAUGAAAGUAAGGAGUUGUUUUAUUUUAAUAUAAUUACAGACUUGACUAAAAAUUGUUAGUUUAUAUAAAUGAAAAUAAUAUUUGGACUUUAAUCUACUCUCAAUCUAAUUAAAGAUUAUAGAAGAUAAAUGGAAACAAAUAUCACUUUCACAUUUUUUAUGGUUAUAAUCACGAGAUUGAGAAGUUAAGUCAUUAAUUGGAGGGCAAGUUAGGAAAGAUGGUUGAAAAAUGGCAAAAUAAUGUAUAGAAUAAGCAGGAAUUUUAAAAUUAAGUAGAGUUGGGCACAGUUAAGACUUGAUUAAAAGUGAGAUUUGGCAUAAUAAGCUAUUUAAGGAGAAUGUCUGUUGUAUGAAUAAGGUAUGGAAAGGACAGUGAACAUUAAAAAAAAAUAGAAAUAUGCUGAAAUAAUUAUCUUUGGAAUAUAAUAACAAGUAGAUAGGUCCCAAUAACCAAAUCAUAUUUACUGAUAGUGCGUGUAUUUUUAAUUAAGUUCUCUCUUUGUAUCCAUAAUAUAAUAGUUAUUUUAUUAUUUCAGUAUAUAACUAUACACAUUGAUAUAAAUCUUCAAAAUCAAGAUUAUUGCCAACAAAUAUUGUCUGAAAUUCAGUCUACCGAUGCAAAAUACAUAAUUGAAUCAAAUUCAUUUGUGUCACAUUCAAUUACAUGGUCAAGACAAGUGGUAAAUAAUAAUAAGCAGCUGGAUAAAAAAAUUUAAAUUAAGAAAAGUGAAUAACAUAUUAAUGCCAAUAGUUAAUGUCAUUCACAGAAGGAUGAUAACAAUUAUAUUGAAUGCUAAUAUUAUGCCACAAACGCAUCUUCAUUCUUAACAAACUAAUAUUUAUUCUAUAUCUAUGUAUGAUAUAUUAUAUAUCAUACAAUUUUUUAAUAAUCCAUGAACAAUUACACACCCUAAAUAUAAAUUGGAUUCAAUAUUUAUAGUUAAUACUAAAUGAUUUAUUGUUAGAAAUCUAUAAUAUAGUUCAUAAAUAAUCACAUUACAUUGAAAUCUUUUUUUUUUUUUUUUAGUCAGAUAAUAUCAGUGAAGAUGAACAUUUCAUGCUUUUAAUCUGGGAUUUUGAUUAUGUUACAAAUUUAAUUGUUUCUAAUCAAUUAAUAGAACAAAUUAAUAAUUUGAAAUUAUAUAAACCAAAACUUUCAAUUAUAAUAUAUAGCACUGCUGUUCAGCUUAAGUAUGUAUAUAUUUAUAUAUAUUUUUUUAAAUAACUAUUUGAUUUUAUUUUCAAUUUGUAUUUUACUAUUGUGUAGGAAAACCAAAUCUAAGAAGAAUUCUAGGUAGGUAUACUUGUUUUUAAAAAUAAAAUUCAAAAUACUAAGCUGUUAAAAACUAUUUAAUUUUCAGUAGUUCAAAUAUAUUGAAUAAUUUACAACAAAUGUUAUUGUGUUGUCAUGUUUCAUUUCGUUUUAUAGAAAAUAAAAAUGACAUUGGAUUGGCAAUUUUAUAUUUUACUAAAUCAAUUGCACAGAGGCCAUACAAGUAAUUAAAUAUUACAUUCUAAUUUAAUUAUAAAAACCUUAUACUGAAUAUUGUUAUUUGUUUUUAAGAUUGAAUAAAUACAAAGAAGAGCAAGAUGGAUGUGAUUGGUAUGCAUCUGGUCAUACAAAAAAUUGUAUAACAAUUGAUAAAAAUGGUACUGGUUUAACUCAAUUAUGGAGGCAAAUGCUCUCACAAUUUCCGCUAUGUGCUCUCGAAACUAGUGAAGCAAUUGCAUCAGUGUACAGUUCACCUAUUGCAUUAUUACAAGUAAAUGUAAACAAUUUAUUAAUUACCUAUUAUUGUUUCACAAACAAAAUUAUUUUAGGCAAAUUAAAAAAAAAAAAAUAUAUAAUAUAUAAAUAUGUAUAUACAAAUUUUCUAAUGCAUUUAAUUUUCAUUACUUUUCAUAUUUAUAAAUGUAUAAUAUUACAAUUUUAAUCUAGGCGUAUGAUAAUUGUAGCACAAGAUUAGAAGGAGAAACAUUACUACAGGAUAUUCCCGUAAGUGUAUAUUUUAACAUUAUAAUAGCAUUAGAUAUAUAAUAUAUAUAUUUGCAUUCAAAUUAGUGGUUAAAAAAAAAAAAAAAAUUAUUACAAAUUUAAGGUCCGUCGAGGUUUCGGUCCAUUAGCUUCCAAUCGUCGUAUUGGACCAGAACUGAGCAAAAAAAUAUACAUAUUUUUCACAGAUAAUACUGGAUGCGCUACAUUAUCCCAAGAAUAGUGAACAAUAACGAAAAAAAGUUAUAAAUAAAUAACAUGAACUAAACUAUUUAAUAACAACUUAUAUUACUGGUAAUUGUUUCUUUUCUUUUUACUAUAUAUUCAGUAUGAUAAUAGUAAAUGUGCAUAGACUAGACAUGUCUACUUUUUUGACAUAAUAAUAUGUGAAUUAUGUAUAUAAAUUUAGUUUGCACAUUUUUAUUCUAUUUAAAUAAUUAUUUUUCAAAUCAAAACAAAAAAACUAGAAUUAUCUAUUCAUAGUUGUUAACAUUUAAAUAAUAAUAUAAGAUCAAAACAAAAAAGCAUUAAUUCAUGACUUUUUGAAAAGCAUUUAGAAUGUAAACAGAUUAAUAGAAAUUGAGCUGAAUAAACAUGGAAUUAUGCAACACACGUUUUAUUUUUUUAUGAACUACUGUGCAGAUAAAAACAUGAUGUCCAUAUUAAACAAGUCCUGAAUUUUAAAAUUAAUUUAAAAAAAAAUAAUAAUCAUAAUAAUAAUAAAAUAAAUAAUAACAGUAUGUUGUAAUAAUAAAAUGUCCAUUAAGAAAAACAAAGAGAAAUAAACAAGCUUCGGCCAUAAGUUGUUAAAUAUUGCAAUUGUUUAAGAAUGAAACAGUUCUGCCUUGUACCAUAAGAAUAUGAAAAUUUCUAGGAAAACAGUUUUUUUUAAACAUUUUUCAUCAUCAGUAUUGAAUUUUACAUGAAUGCGUUGAAGUUGCAAUGAUCAAGAAACAUGGCAGCAGUGGAUUGAUUAUUGUUGAAUACGUAUGGCAGUGUGACAACAGAACUGCCAUAAACAGUAGAUGCCGAGCUUGCGUUCAUUGGUUGUCAAUUCAUUCGUAAUGGCUGGUCGUAACGUUGUCGCAAUGCUGCUUCAGGACCAGCAGUUAAUGCAACACCAGCCAUUUGGUUCAUGCGAAAGCUAUUUUCAAUUGCCAUUGUGUUAGCUGCCAUCGCAAUAGCUCCUAAAUCAGUAUUAAAUUAUAAUAAAAAAAAUACAUUUCAUGAUUAAUCAUAU